Messenger RNA from Populus euphratica (Euphrates poplar), 1788 nucleotides. RefSeq names its product cysteine-rich receptor-like protein kinase 25. The record is from RefSeq and is a predicted model, not a curated record. The transcript is spliced from 5 exons. NCBI's taxonomy places the organism in Eukaryota, Viridiplantae, Streptophyta, Magnoliopsida, Malpighiales, Salicaceae. Bases 85 to 1788 code for a protein of 567 amino acids.
GACGCAAGGAGCUCCUCCAUGUACAAGGAAAGAUGACUCUAUUGCCCAAAAUAAGAGCAAGAAAACCUUACCAGUUAUCACAAAAUGUUGGUUCUGAAACUCUCCAUUUUCCUGCUUUCCUUUGCAGCCCUCACGGAAGCACAGGAGAUCUUUUUCCUUGAUCAUAAAUGCUCAAACACAACCACUUUCGUAAGAAACAGCCCGUAUCAAGCCAAUUUAAAUAUCCUUCUCUCUUCGCUCGCCGCCAAUGCAACCCGUAAUGACAUUAACGGAUUCUAUAACGCCUCUACAGGACAUGAUGUUUAUGAGGUCUAUGGCCUCUUUCUUUGCCGUGGCGAUGUUAGUGUCGAAGUUUGCCAAGAAUGUGUGAACCUUGCAAGAAACGAUGUGGUCCAACGUUGUCCAAUCCAGAAGGAGGCUAUCAUACGGUAUGAACAGUGCUUCCUGCGCUACUCAAACAGUAACAUCUUCUCCAGCUUGAGCCAAACGCCUGCGCUUUACAAGUUCAAUACACCAUAUAUAACUGUUGAUGUAGAAUUUAACAAGCUACUGGUGAAUACUAUAUCUGAUGCUGUUCAUGUAGCUGCAAGUGCGCCCUCAGGUAAAAAAAAGUCGGCAACCAAAAAAGAGAUUUAUACGAGGCUUGAGUCUCUAUACAUUCUUGUGCAGUGCACACCGGAUCUAUCUAAAAAUGAUUGUAAUCAGUGUCUUCUACUAGCUAAACUCAGCAUAUCAAUUUGUUGUAAUAAUAACCGAGGAAGAAUCUUAUUUCCAAGCUGUAAUUUUCGAUAUGAAAAUUAUUCAUUUUACAACCAAGCUGCCGUCGUGAAAGGAAAACUCUCCAUUUUCCUGCUUUCCUUUGCAGCCCUCACGGAAGCACAGGAGAUCUUUUUCCUUGAUCAUAAAUGCUCAAACACAACCACUUUCGUAAGAAACAGCCCGUAUCAAGCCAAUUUAAAUAUCCUUCUCUCUUCGCUCGCCGCCAAUGCAACCCGUAAUGACAUUAACGGAUUCUAUAACGCCUCUACAGGACAUGAUGUUUAUGAUCAGGUCUAUGGCCUCUUUCUUUGCCGUGGCGAUGUUAGUGUCGAAGUUUGCCAAGAAUGUGUGAACCUUGCAAGAAACGAUGUGGUCCAACGUUGUCCAAUCCAGAAGGAGGCUAUCAUAUGGUAUGAUCAGUGCUUCCUGCGCUACUCAAACAGUAACAUCUUCUCCAGCUUGAGCCAAACGCCUGCGCUUUACAAGUUCAAUACACCAUAUAUAACUGUUGAUGUAGAAUUUAACAAGCUACUGGUGAAUACUAUAUCUGAUGCUGUUCAUGUAGCUGCAAGUGCGCCCUCAGGUAAAAAAAAGUCGGCAACCAAAAAAGAGAUUUAUACGAGGCUUGAGUCUCUAUACAUUCUUGUGCAGUGCACACCGGAUCUAUCUAAAAAUGAUUGUAAUCAGUGUCUUCUACUAGCUAAACUCAGCAUAUCAAUUUGUUGUAAUAAUAACCGAGGAAGAAUCUUAUUUCCAAGCUGUAAUUUUCGAUAUGAAAAUUAUUCAUUUUACAACCAAGCUGCCGUCGUGGCAAUGUCACCACCACCACUAUCCAUGCCAGUUGUUCUCCUCCCUCCAUCUCCAGGCCCAAUAGGAGAUGGAACCAAAUCUAUGUGGAUUAAAGUCGGUGCAGGCCUAUCCGCAGUUAUUGCUGUGCUAUUUUUCAGUGCUUGCAUUUACACCAAGAGGAGGAUGACGAAUCUGAGAACAGGUCAUCAUCUGAAAAAAUGCUAUGCAGAGAUUGAGUAG